Miscanthus lutarioriparius is the source of this 813-nucleotide messenger RNA. NCBI's taxonomy places the organism in Eukaryota, Viridiplantae, Streptophyta, Magnoliopsida, Poales, Poaceae. The record is from the annotation of a GenBank genome assembly.
AUGAAGGGCUACGAAGAGUUCCCGCUGGUGCAGACGAAGAUCGUGGAUGUCUUCAAGAUCCAGCAGAGGUCGACGCUGGCAGAGCUGAAGAAUCGGAAACCCCGAGCCCGGACCCGGCGCAGCGGCUCGGCAGAUGGCGUCGCUGGCGACGGCGCUGACGGCGAUGGGAGCCGCCUCAGCUACGAGCUGACGUACCAGACCGGCAUGGCGCCGCGGUCAAAGAACCGCGCGGUGCUGGAGGCCUGCGGGAUGCAGGUGCUGACCAGGGAGGACGCGGAGACGCUGGCGACGUGCCAGCGGAUGAUGGCGAGCGGGGAAUGGCCGCCGCUGGUUGUGGCGUACGACCCCGUGGAAGGGUUCACCGUGGAGGCGGACCGCUCCAUCCGAGACCUCACCAUCAUCAGCGAGUACGUUGGCGACGUCGACUUCCUCCGCAACCGGGAGCACGACGACGGCGACAGCAUGAUGACGCUGCUGUCGGCGGCAUAUUGCCGGCACGCAGCCUCGGAGGGGAGGAAGAAGGAGAACGUCACGUGCGUGCGGUUCGGCGUGGGCAGCGACUGCCGGGAGCUGCUGGUGGCCAACAGGGACAUCUCCAGUGGGGAGAGGCUCUACUAUGACUACAACGGCUCGGAGCACAAGUACCCCACGCACUAUUUCGUGCGAUCAAGUGCAGUGGAAGGUCCAGCUCCCCUGUCCCUGUGGUGGCUGCUGAUCUGCUGUGGUCAGUGGAAGCUAAGCUUGACAAGGGAGGAGGGCGUUGGAGUGGCGGCAUGGACGCAUGGUCUAAUCUCUAAUGAUGUCAAUAUCUAA